Molecule: messenger RNA, 339 nt
Organism: Rhizopus microsporus ATCC 52813
Lineage: Eukaryota; Fungi; Mucoromycota; Mucoromycetes; Mucorales; Rhizopodaceae
Exons: 3
Coding region: 1-339 (112 amino acids)
Source: RefSeq, a predicted model, not a curated record
AUGUCUUCUUGUGAAUUUAGGCGUGAGAAAGGCUUGGAAACAAACCGUUAUGUUUCGUUGUACCACACAAACACCACAGGCAGAAAAUACCUAGCCGGUGGUGCCGGAUGCACAGCGGAACAGUCGGAGGCGCUGUUGAUCGAGUCGUCAGGUGAGGAUGACGACUCGUACACAAGUGAAGAUACAUUAAAGCUGGAGACGGAAGAGGUAAAGGGUGCUUCUAUGGAAACAUUCAAGCAACGGCGAUUUCUGACGUGCCUGUACGCUGGUGAUAAGCUGACUCUAAUGACUACCUCACUUGUGGACGUCAACCGCGGAAGAUUCGUUGCUGUGGGGUAA